Triticum aestivum (bread wheat) is the source of this 1307-nucleotide messenger RNA. RefSeq names its product general transcription factor 3C polypeptide 6. The coding region runs from base 640 to 1077 and encodes 145 amino acids. Gene Ontology annotation, biological process: transcription by RNA polymerase III. Gene Ontology annotation, cellular component: transcription factor TFIIIC complex. Lineage: Eukaryota; Viridiplantae; Streptophyta; Magnoliopsida; Poales; Poaceae. The record is from RefSeq and is a predicted model, not a curated record. The transcript has 5 exons.
GAGGGCUCUCGGCCUUCGGACUGCUGCUCCUGGCUCCGGCGGUUGUCUCGGGCAUCAACGGCGUCCGGGCGAGGUCGCCAUUUCCAUGUGGUCGCUGCUCCAAGCUGGUGGCGGGACGAGCGCCGCUGAGCACGGGAUCCUGCGGCAACGAGGCCGGGAUCUCCGGAUCUGUAGGCGGAGGAGGGGAUCCGGCCGACGACCGGGGGUAGCGGGCGUGGCGGCGCGACUGGCGGCGGCGUUGAGGGUUCGAGUGGGAUAGUGGUGGGCGUGAAGGAGGAAGGAGCAGAGGCAAAACUGUUCGAGAGAGAGGGCUGCUGGCUUGUUCUGUGCGCCAAUCCAGCCCAUCCCAUCCCAGCCCAGCCACGGCGUCCCCUGCGACUCUAGUUCGCGCCGUGGGCUCUGCCGCCGCCGCCGCCCUCCGAGGACCCGCCGCUCGCCGUCUGCGCCAACGCGCUUCUCCCUCCGGAACCGCGCCAACUACAAGCCCCACCUAAUCGCCCCCCAACUGAAGUCGCGCCCCCUCCCCGACGCCAACCUUCAUCUGUGAAGCGCCGGCGGCGGCCUCCACCGCCACCACCAGGUAAUCUGGUUGGUGAAGUGCAGGAUUUACUGCUGUACAAGUGCAAAUUCUUGUUGGGGAUGGCAAAGGAAGCUGAGAAAGAUAAACAAAUUGCUGAGGAGGAGGAGGAGGAGGAAGAAGAAGAAGAGUAUGUCUUGCUAGAGUUAGAUGAUGUUCAUUAUUCCUGCAUACAACCAAAUGCCCCUUAUAUACUCUCUGGUUUGGAUACAUUGACUCCUACCUUGGUAGUAGGUGAUGGCCUGAAGAUGAUUGGAGAAUACGAAGAAACGGUUGGCACAUGCUAUUUAUUUUCAGAAAGUGAUGCUCCACCAAAACCUGUUCAUGGAGAGCCGGCACCUCCCAAGGAAAACAAGGACAAGCAAGGCAGAAACAUCAAGGAAGCACCGCCCAAGGAGGUGAAACAUCUGACGAGCGUUCACAAGAUCCUCAAAUUCCGGUCGACCAGUGAGGGUCGUCAGGAGCACAGAGCAUACCGAUACAGGGACAAGGAGUUUUGACUCUUCUAAUGCACACAGCAAGCGAUCCUUUGACCCUUGGAAUGCGAGGAUAGUACUCCUUAAUCUUAAUUAGCCACUAGCAUUCUCUAUCCCGAGGUAACCAGCGGUUGCGAUGCAUGAUUCCGGUGACUCUUAUCCUCUCUCUAUGAAGUAUGCACUGUUAAUCUUGUGAAAUUCUGCAACAAUGGAGUUCCCGGUCUGUAUGUAAACUAAUGCAGCUCUGCCUAAAA